AGCUCUAAAAAACUUAUUCCAAUCAGAUCUACUGGCUCUAACGUGGUGUGCCUGGACUUUUCUCGCCGUCUAUAAAUCUUAAAGAAUUUAUUGGGUUUGUUUUUCUGCACGUUUUAACAUAUUGACGUUGGCAUUUAACAACUCUUAAUAGAGAUUUUCGAAUCUUAUUUACCACAGAAAUAAAAAGGAUACAAUAUGUUGCGCUUACCCCUAAGAUUUGCACGUGCUAACAUCCACCGCCAAUUGGCAUUCCGAGGAUACGCUAAGGAUGUGAAAUUUGGUCCCGAGGUACGUGCGUUAAUGUUGCAGGGUGUCGAUGUUCUCGCUGAUGCCGUUGCUGUUACCAUGGGCCCAAAAGGCCGCAAUGUUAUUAUUGAGCAAUCAUGGGGAUCACCAAAGAUAACAAAAGAUGGUGUGACCGUAGCUAAGUCCAUUGAGUUGAAGGAUAAAUUCCAAAACAUUGGUGCAAAGUUAGUUCAAGAUGUUGCUAAUAAUACAAACGAGGAAGCUGGUGACGGAACUACCACAGCUACGGUUCUAGCACGUGCUAUUGCCAAAGAAGGAUUUGAGAAAAUUUCUAAGGGUGCCAACCCUGUUGAAAUUCGUCGUGGUGUUAUGUUGGCUGUAGACAGUGUUAAAGACCACUUGAAGGCAAUGUCACGUCCAGUUAAUACACCCGAAGAGAUUGCUCAGGUGGCCACAAUAUCUGCAAAUGGUGACCAUGAAGUUGGAAAUUUGAUCAGCGAAGCAAUGAAGAAGGUCGGCAGAGAUGGUGUUAUUACAGUCAAAGACGGUAAAACACUUUCGGAUGAAUUGGAAGUUAUUGAAGGCAUGAAAUUUGAUAGAGGUUACAUUUCACCAUAUUUCAUUAAUUCCUCAAAGGGGGCCAAAGUAGAAUUCCAAGAUGCCUUGGUACUUUUAUCUGAAAAGAAAAUUUCAUCCGUACAAAGUAUUAUCCCCGCCCUUGAAUUGGCCAACUCGCAGCGCAAACCAUUGGUUAUAAUUGCAGAAGAUAUUGACGGCGAAGCUUUAAGCACACUGGUUGUGAAUCGUUUGAAAAUUGGCCUACAGGUGGCCGCUGUCAAGGCACCUGGCUUUGGUGAUAAUCGAAAAUCUACAUUAACUGAUAUGGCUAUAGCAUCAGGUGGCAUUGUCUUUGGUGAUGAUGCAAACUUGGUUAAACUGGAAGAUGUACAGAUCAACGAUCUUGGAAAAGUAGGUGAGGUUGUUAUUACAAAGGACGACACGUUACUGUUGAAAGGCAAAGGUACAAAGGAAGAUAUCACACGCCGAGUUGAUCAAAUUAAGGAUCAAAUCAGCGAAACAACAUCUGAAUAUGAAAAGGAGAAAUUGCAAGAACGGUUGGCUCGUUUAGCAUCGGGCGUGGCUUUAUUGCGCGUUGGUGGUUCAAGUGAAGUCGAGGUAAACGAAAAGAAGGAUCGUGUAAAUGAUGCACUCAACGCUACGCGCGCCGCAGUAGAAGAGGGUAUUGUCCCUGGUGGUGGCACUGCUCUGCUCCGUUGCAUACCUAUUUUGGAAGGACUUAAAGGAUCUAACGAAGACCAGAAUAUGGGCAUUGAAAUCGUACGGCGUGCUCUUCGCAUGCCAUGCAUGACUAUUGCUAAAAACGCUGGCGUUGAUGGCGCUAUGGUUGUUGCAAAGGUCGAAACAAAAGAUGGGGAUUUCGGUUAUGAUGCACUUAAAGCUGAAUAUGGUAAUCUAAUCGAGAAGGGCAUCAUUGAUCCAACAAAGGUGGUUCGCACAGCCAUCACAGAUGCUUCUGGAGUUGCUUCUUUGCUGACAACUGCCGAAGCUGUUGUAACUGAAAUUCCAAAGGAUGAUGCUGCUCCUGGUAUGGGUGGAAUGGGCGGCAUGGGUGGUAUGGGAGGAAUGGGCGGUAUGGGAGGCAUGAUGUAAAAUCUCCGCUAUGUUAAUAAUUUCCAUUGUUAAAUAUGAUAAAAUUUUACAUGUUAUAUAUGUAAAAUACUGAGAUACAUUUACUAGUUUUAAACAUUGACAAAUUAUACAUAAAUUAGCUUCAUCGAAUGGAUACUGAUACUUACAUAAGUUGUUCUAAUUUGUGAAUGGGUAUGCCGAGUAGUAGCGAGAAAAUAUGCAAUUUUUUUUCGUAUGCCGCACAUUGUGUUAGCAUUACAAAGCAUACUUAAGAGUAAGUUAAGGAAAUGCGUGUCAACUAGAAUGCUUUAAGUCUGUAAUCUCGCGGCUUAAGGAUUUUUUGACUUAGAAAACCAUUUAAAAUAAAGGAUAAUAUAAAUUCGAACAGAA
Molecule: messenger RNA, 2286 nt
Organism: Ceratitis capitata (Mediterranean fruit fly)
Lineage: Eukaryota; Metazoa; Arthropoda; Insecta; Diptera; Tephritidae
Gene: Hsp60A
Product: 60 kDa heat shock protein, mitochondrial
Exons: 4
Coding region: 196-1917 (573 amino acids)
Biological process (GO): protein refolding; protein import into mitochondrial intermembrane space; apoptotic mitochondrial changes
Cellular component (GO): mitochondrial inner membrane; mitochondrial matrix
Molecular function (GO): ATP binding; protein-folding chaperone binding; ATP-dependent protein folding chaperone
Source: RefSeq, a predicted model, not a curated record